Messenger RNA from Cryphonectria parasitica EP155, 5837 nucleotides. RefSeq lists its product as uncharacterized. NCBI's taxonomy places the organism in Eukaryota, Fungi, Ascomycota, Sordariomycetes, Diaporthales, Cryphonectriaceae. The coding region runs from base 154 to 5229 and encodes 1691 amino acids. Gene Ontology annotation, cellular component: nucleus. The transcript has 6 exons. The record is from RefSeq and is a predicted model, not a curated record. Gene Ontology annotation, molecular function: histone demethylase activity; DNA binding. Gene Ontology annotation, biological process: chromatin remodeling.
CCCAGCGCCAGCGCACGAGCCUCGCCUGCCGCAGGCGCUUCCACGAACCAGCAACCCUCCACUACCACCACCAACACCUCCUCUUCCUCCUCCUCCAAGACGAAAACCAAUCCGAACGGCACUGCGAUACAUCCUCAGACGGCAUUAAGUUCCAUGACCAGCCUGCCGCUGGACCUCACCUCCGUUGAGCGCCGUGGCCAGCCUACUGCCGUAAAAGAGCCGCUGAAGAAGACAAGCCGUAUCUACGACCUGGAGGAGGCGCCCGUCUACCAGCCCACCGAGGAGGAGUGGAAAGACCCAAUAGAAUAUAUACGAAAGAUCACUCCAGACGCAGAGAAGUUCGGCAUUUGCAAGGUUAUACCGCCAGAUUCGUGGGACCCAGACUUUGCUAUUGAUACCGAGGUCAGCAAUUAUGCCCGCCCUUUCUUGCCUUUCUUGCCAAAAUUCCACUUUCGUACCCGAAAGCAGGAUUUGAACUCUGUCGAAGGCAGUGAGUCUCCCUUUUCCCCGAUCCGGCGGAACCCCUCGGCCGCAGCAGCUAAGCGCAGCGAACCCGCUAUAGGCAGCAGGGCCAACAUCACAUAUGUCGAUGCCCUGCUCAAGUUCCACAAGCAGAAUGGCAACCAGCUCACCCGUAUGCCUUACGUCGACAAGCGGCCUCUGGACCUUUACCGGCUCAAGAAGGCUGUGGAAUCUCGCGGCGGGUUCGACAAGGUCUGCAGAACCAAGAAAUGGGCCGAGAUCGGUCGUGAUCUGGGCUACAGUGGCAAGAUCAUGAGUUCUUUGUCAACAUCUCUCAAGAACUCCUACCAGAAGUGGCUUUGCCCCUAUGAAGACUUUUUGAGAUUGGCAAAACCCGGUGUUCAUCAGCAGCUGGAGUGGGAGAAUGGCGGUCCGCUGACUCCAAGCCCGGCACCAAGCCCGAUGAAGCAUUCCAACGUCAACACGCCGUCUAGCCUUCGAGGCGACUCGCCUGCACGAAAUGCGUCGAGUGCACUACAGGCAUCAGUGAACUCUGGACGGUGUACACCUGCUGCUGAUGCGCAGCAGCCACCGCCACCGCCAAAGCCCGUCACUUCAGGAUUUACAGCCAUCAACUCGGGUGGUUUCACCGCUGUCAAUUCUGGCUUUACGAGUGUCAAUCGUCCAGUCGUUCAAGAUUCAAAGACUAGCACGCCUUCGAAACAGUUUGCCAGCCCUCUGGCAUCCGCUAAGAACACACCAGAGUACCGCCCAUCUGGUCUGGGACCAUCAGCGUCGGCGCUGAAGCGACAGCUCAGCACUGACAGCCUUGAUCUCAGCCGUGACAAUGCCGUCCCGACUGUCGCCGGAUCACAUAUGUCCAUGUUUCGGCCGAUGCCCAGGUUGCCCAGGGACGAUACCUCAUUACAGAAAUGUGCGCAAUGCGGUAAGGCUGAAGAAUCCAGCUUCUUUGCAGUCUGUGAGUCGUGUGACAAUGCGUAUCAUGGCACCUGUUUGGAUCCGCCCCUGAAGGUUAAGCCGGAGCCCGACUGGAACUGUCCCCGAUGUCUUGUGGGCGAUGGCCAAUUCGGGUUCGAAGAAGGUGGCCUGUACUCUCUGCGGCAGUUCCAGGAAAAGGCUGCCGACUUCAAGCAGGGCUAUUUCGAGAAGAAGAUGUCGUUUGAUGCAGCGCUGGGAUGCAACAAACCUAUCACGGAGGAUACUGUGGAACGUGAGUUCUGGCGCCUCGUGACGGACGUGGAUGAGGAGGUUCAGGUUGAGUACGGUGCCGACAUACAUUGCACGACCCAUGGGUCGGGUUUCCCGACAAUCGAGAAGCAUCCGACAAACCCUUACUCGACCGAUCCAUGGAAUCUCAAUGUGCUCCCCUACCACCAGGACAGCCUCUUCAGGCAUAUCAAGUCGGACAUCUCGGGCAUGACAGUGCCCUGGGUCUACGUCGGCAUGACCUUUUCCACAUUCUGCUGGCACAACGAGGACCACUACGCCUACUCGGCAAACUAUCAGCACUUUGGUGCGACCAAGACGUGGUACGGCAUUCCGGCAGAGGACACUGAGAAGUUUGAGCAGGCCAUGAAGGAUGCUGUGCCCGAGUUGUUCGAGACAAACCCAGACCUCCUGUUUCAGCUUGUCACCCUCCUUACGCCCGACCAGUUGAAGAAGGCUGGUGUUCGCGUCUUUGCUGCGGACCAGCGCGCUGGUCAAUUCGUCAUUACCUUCCCCAAGGCCUAUCACGCCGGCUUCAAUCAUGGAUUUAAUUUCAACGAGGCUGUCAACUUCGCACCGUGCGACUGGGAGCCUUUCGGCCUCGACGGGGUGGAGCGGCUGCAGGCUUAUCGGCGCCAGCCCUGUUUUUCACAUGACGAGCUGCUCUGGACGGCUGCCGAGGGGAUGACGGGCAACGGUCUGACGAUCCAAACAGCGAAAUGGCUUGCGCCUGCGCUAGAACGCAUUCACCGUCGAGAGCUUGCCGAGCGCGACGCUUUCCGCCACAAACACUGCUCUUUGCAAUCUCACCAGUGCAAUUUUGGAAUUGAGGGCGAAAUGACAUGUCCUCUGGCGUUCAAGGUCGACGACAAAGAUGUUCCCGAGGAAGAAUACUCCUGUGCAUAUUGCAAGGGGUUUGCCUAUCUGUCGCGGUUCAAAUGCCUCAAGUCCGGCAAGGUUUACUGUCUUUUGCAUGCUGGAAGUCAACCGUGUUGCGAGGUGCCAGAGGCGCAGCGAUUCUAUGGAAAGGAUCACGAGCUCGUCUACCGAAGAACAGACGAAGCCAUCUCUGCAACUGGCAAGAAGGUCUCGGAGAAGGCAAGCGUGCCUGAGAUCUGGGAGGAGAAGUACGACAAGGUUCUCGAGGAGGAGCCGACGCCUUCCCUGAAAACCUUGCGCAACCUACUCAACGAGGGUGAACGCAUACCGUACGAACUCAAAACCCUCCCCAUCUUGCGCAAUUUUGUUGACCGUUGUAAUCGCUGGGUCGAAGAGGCAACCAACUACACGAUCCGCAAGCAGCAGAACCGCCGAAAGAACGAGAAAGUCUGGCAAGCAGGACUACGCAAGUCGAGCAUCGCCCAGCAAGACGAACGAGAGCGCGAGAUGCGAAAGCUCUCCAACAUAUAUCGACUCGUGGAUGAGGCCGACAAGAUUGGCUUUGAGUGCCCAGAGAUCCAGCUCAUAAAAGAUAGAUCCAACGCCAUCAAAGCCUUUCAGGAGAGUGCCAGGAAAGUGAUCGAUCACCCGUCCAUGCACCAGGUCGAGGCGGUGGAAGAGCUGCUUGAAGAGGGUAACAACUUCAAUGUUGACCUGGACGAGAUGGAUAAACUGGCCAAGGUGCUUGACAAGUUGAAGUGGAACCAGCGGGCCAAGGAGAGCCGUUGUACAUUCAUGUCCUUCACGGAAGUCACCGAACUGAUUGACGAAGCUAAGCGCAUCGGCAUCGAGAGCUACAACGAUCAUCUCGCCUACUAUGUGGAACAGCUGACGCAGGGCUUCGUGUGGGAGAAGAAAGCCAAAGAGAUCAUGGAAAGCGACGCUAUCCACUACCAGCAGCUUGAGGCCUUAUCUCUCCAGGCAACCCAGCACCUGUUGCCCGUGUCCCUCACGACGCUGGAGCAGGUCGACCAGAUCCUGCACAAGCAUAGGGAGGCACUGCGGCUGAUUGUCGACCUGAACACUCGUUCACGGAUGCAUGAUAACCGCAAGCGACCCAAGUAUGCUGAGCUUGCUGAGGUGAUGAAGAUGCUGGACGAUUUGCAGUCCAAGCCUGCAGGGACUCUGGACUUGGAAAAGGAACAGCGCCGCCACGAGGACUGGAUGCGCAAGGGAAAGAAGCUCUUCGGGAAGACCAACGCACCGCUGCACAUUCUGAAGAGCCACAUGGAGGCUGUCCUGGAGCGUAAUGUCGACUGCUUCGACAUCUCCAGAGACAAGCCGCGUCUACCAGCCGAGCCGGCCUCUCGCGAACCCUCACCUGAUAAGGAAAAGGCAGGAGGAGUCUAUAGGUGGGACGAUCCCAAGUUCCGAGAGGUGUUCUGCAUCUGUCGCAGGGUCGAAGCUGGUAUGAUGAUCGAGUGUGAGCUGUGCCACGAAUGGUAUCAUGGCAAAUGUCUGAAGAUCGCCCGCGGCAAGGUCAAGGAGGAAGACAAGUACACGUGUCCUAUUUGUGACUGGCGAGUGAAGAUUCCCCGUGACGCCGCAAGGCCGAAGCUCGAGGAUCUGAUCGAUUGGUACGAUGAGAUACCAGGGCUGCCGUUCCAGCCGGAAGAAGAGGAUCUGCUCAAGAAGAUCAUCGACAAUGCACAGGCCUUCCGAAACCAUGUUUCGUCCUAUUGCAACCCGGUCCUGUCAACCAGGAACGAAGCCGAGACGCAGCGAUUCUACUUGCGGAAGAUCGAGGGCGCUGAGGUUCUCCUCGCUGACGAGACCAACUUCUUCCGCCAAGAGUUGCACAAAUGGAGUCCUGUGGCCCCGGACCCACCGCCCAUCAUUGAGGUGUCCAAGAGCACCCGCAAGCCUCGACCGACAAAACUCGACAGGCUGCUGCUUGCACAUGGCGUAACUGACGUCGAGGAUCUGCCAGAAGCCGUCAAGAGCAAGGGGCUCAGUCUCAAGCGCAAGCGUCAGAAUGCCGAGAUGGCCGCGCAAGCCGCAGCACAACAUGCUGUGCAAGCUGGGUCGUCCACAGGUGCUCAGGCCAACAGCCCCCCCAGUGCCCUCACCUACGCCUCGUACUACCAGCGCGGAACGUCCUCACAGCCGCAGACGCCAAACCUAUCGACCACAAGCAGCUCGCACGCCCACCCGCCACGCGGGCCCGGAUCAGCCGGCUCUAUUCACCCGAGCUUCUUCCAUCAUACCCUACCGAGCGGACCCCAGCUCUUGCGAACGCCAGUUGACGACGGCGGAGCGCUGAGUAAUUACAUGUUUAGCGAAGCGAGCCGCCAGACGACGCUCGAGUACUUGUCCAGGACCAGUGAGGGGCGCAAAAAGGCCGAGGAAAUAUUUGGGCCGAAUCCCUUCAACCAACUUGCCGGGCCGGCAAUGUCCAGCGCCGGCGGUCAGGACGAUGCAUUUAAUGGCAGUGUGGAUGAUGGGGAUGUAGACCAGAUGUUUGCCGACAUGGUGAAUCAGGAUGAGGAUGACGAGAAAGGCAAAGGGGUUGCCAGUCAGCACUCGGAUCAAGAGAAGAUCACUGCUGACAGCCUGGACAGGGAGAGGAACGGGAUAGAUGCGUUGUUGGACGGUGAUUGAGAUUAUGGGGGAUGGUCCCCACGUUGUUUAUCACACUUUUCAGCUCGCGUUGCUUCUUGAGCGACGACAUACUGUUCUGGAGGAUGUGUCAUGUUCCAAGACUUGACAGGAUCACGGCCUACGGACGGCCCAUUUAUAUCUGGAGUUGGUGGAAAUUUGUCUACCAGGACUUGUUAUUACGGGGGAGGGACUUGAGUAUGUGUGCACAUGAAGUAGACAUGGCGGGUUGAUUGACAACGGCGCUUGGUGGAACGUCGGACUGGUGCAUAACAAACAGUUGCUGGUUGAGGUUUUUUUUUGUCUUCUAGCUUGCUUUUUCUAGAUGAUGGGUCGGCCUUUGCUCUGGGCUGUGAAACUCAAAAAAUACCCUUACUACUGGGAAAGAGAGGGAAAGAAAGGGAGAAAUAGGCGUUUGCGGGGCGGUGAGCCUUGUGCCACGCAUACAGUAAUCGAUCAUGUUUGUUAUUUUUGCACUUGAAACGUUGGCUGGCGAGUGUUAGUUCUGAGAUGCACGGGGCUCUCGGUGUCGGCAUUUUGUAUAACUAGAUCAAAAGUCCUACUAUAUUUCUUAUUUGUAGACUGCAAUAAGUUGACGGCCGCUAGAAUUG